Wyeomyia smithii (pitcher-plant mosquito) is the source of this 2749-nucleotide messenger RNA. RefSeq names its product ornithine decarboxylase 1-like. NCBI's taxonomy places the organism in Eukaryota, Metazoa, Arthropoda, Insecta, Diptera, Culicidae. The record is from RefSeq and is a predicted model, not a curated record. The transcript has a single exon. Gene Ontology annotation, cellular component: cytoplasm. Bases 432 to 1694 code for a protein of 420 amino acids. Gene Ontology annotation, molecular function: ornithine decarboxylase activity.
UGUUAUCUAAUGAUUAUGCGUACACUCUCGAUCGAUCGCAGACUCUAGGGUACGACCUGUUGCCAAUAAUUGCAUUCUAUGGUCGCGGUCGACUCAGCCAGCGUCGUAGGCAAAACGAAUCAUCUCGCGAAAGGGAGAGUUUGCGGUAGCGUGGGAAUACCUGGUCAGCAUCGCUUUGCUACUCCGUUGUUACCGGUACGGGAGAUGCUGAUCAUGGAUAAGCUGUCAACAAGCGACUCGAAUAAUUUCCGAAUGUUAUGAAAUCUGUUAACAAGGGAUAAUCGCGGUUCGUGAAGCGUGCUCUGUUCAUUCAUAAAUAGAUCGGUAUUUUCCCUCACGGAAAAGUUCACGAGGUUUUUCUUAUAUAAAGAACACCGUCGGGGUUCAAGGGCUUAGUUGUUUUGAUCGGUUCGUCAGUUGUAGACCUCGAUAUGCGUAAGAUUCGGUAUAAUUUACUCGAGGACGGGACGUCGGUGCAGGACGUGAUCGAUUCCGUAGUUGCGCGUGGUCCGUUGGACGAUCCUAUACAUAUACUCGAUCUAGAUGACGUCGUCAGGAAACAUCGCAAUUGGCGCCAGCAGUUGCCACGUGUGGACCCAUUCUAUGCUGUAAAGUGCAAUGAUGAUCCAGCUAUACUGCGGACAUUGGUAGCUUUGGGUGCAGGGUUCGAUUGUGCAUCCAAGGGGGAGAUCGAGAGAAUGCUGAAGCUAGGUGCUGAUCCUAGCAGGAUUAUUUUUGCUCAUACAGCAAAAUCAAUGGAUUCGAUUGCAUAUGCCAAACGCUGUGGUGUUGAUUUGAUGACGUUCGAUGGGGAGGUCGAGUUGGAGAAGAUCAAACAAAUGCAUGCUGAUUCCUCGUUGGUUUUGCGAAUCCGAUAUGACUCUCCAGAUGCACAAAUCUCUCUGGGGAAAAAGUUCGGUUGUGACCCGGAGCAUGAAGCGCCUCAAUUGCUAGGAUACGCAAAAUCGCUCGGUUUGUCUGUGGUUGGCAUUAGCUUUCAUAUUGGUUCCGGAAACAAUGACAGUGGUUGUUUCUAUGGUGCGAUUAAAUGCGUGAGGAAAUUGUUUGAAUACGCUAGCGAUAUUGGCUACGAUCUGCGUUUGCUGGAUAUUGGCGGAGGUUUUCCCGGCGAACAUGAUAAACCUAUUGAUGCGUAUGCAAAAACAAUAAACCUUGCACUUCAGCGCUUUUUCCCGAUGAAGUCAAAUGUUCGGGUGAUUGCAGAGCCUGGCCGAUAUUACGUAUCGUCUGCUGUGACCUUAAUUGCUAAUGUUCAGUCGAAGAGAAUCAUCCGAAAUUCGCAGGGAUCUAUAACGGACUUUAUGUACUACUUGAACGAUGGACUGUUUGGUUCGUUCGAUUGGUACUUUCCACGGCAAAAUCCUCCCGUUAUAAUUCCUGGAAAUAGACAACUUGUUAGGUCACAAACUGAACGCUUUCCUUCAACGCUUUGGGGACCAACAUGUGAUUCGACGGACAUUAUCUGUUCAGGUAUGAUGCUAGAAGAACUACAGAUAGGAGACUUCCUGGUUUUCGAUGACAUGGGAGCUUACGGUAUGACGUUAGCGACCAACUUCAAUGGCUUCGCAAAGCCUCGAGUUUUUGUUUAUAUCAGCAGGACUGCCUGGGAACAGCUGAAGCUGGAUAAGUGUGUUCGUACAGGCUUAAAACCGUUGAAACGAUGUGUACAGUAGCAUCACCGAAUGUCUACCUGUGUUGGAUAAUGACUAUUUGCGCCCGGUAACUGGAGCGAACGAUUGUUAUCGUGUGAAGCCUUUGUUAGCGCGUCAGUUAGUUACCUAUAAAUAUGGAAUUUUAGUCAAAUCUAGAUUUAUCUAAUAUCAAAGCAACCAUGUGAUAAUUGGCUCAAGUGCUUCAUGUUACGUAAACAAAAGUUGCAAACUUUUAGUGUAAUAACAACAAUGUUACUAACCAGAAUGUUUUCGAAAACUAAGAUUAAUCGAAUGCAUUGUAUAUUUGAUAUUUUAUGAGCCUUUAUUUGUUUCUCCAAUGGUUUUCGAUAAUGAUAAUUAGUAUAUUUAUAAGCCAAUUGCAGCAUCAUUAAUAUUUUAACAAAUGAGAAAAGAUAUGUGAAUACAGUAUUCAAUCUCACUAGUGAUAGAAAAGUUUUAACAGUAUUAUGUAACAUCGUUUCACGUUGAAAAUGUCAACGGAUUCGUUCAACAAGUUCGAAAUAAGUUAAGUGUGACAGUUGUUUAGGUUAAUAGCUAGAAUUAUUCAAUAUUGAAGCUGUACUCUCAACCCGAAUCAACCCAAUGUUGUCAUAUGGCAUCAUUUGACAUAAUAAACAAAAGCAACAAAAGGUAUAACCAGUAAUUUGGUAUUAUUGGUAUUGGUAUAUGGUAUUUGGUAACAGUCCUACUACACACUUGUUUUAUCUUGGCAAACUUCCAAACAGCUGACUGAAUUCGGCGAUUUUUUUUGCGGAUGUCAGCAAUAUAUUUCGGCGAACAUUCGGCAAAUAUAUCGAUCUAUCGUAAACCAGCAAGCAUUACUUUUUCAUUUGCCGAUAUUGUAGAGAAUUUAUAGAAUAUUUCGCUGAGUUUAUCAGCUGUUGAGUUCUCAGCGAUAACAUCUAAGUGUGUACUGGGGUUUGUAUACGAGUGCUAUGUGCAUGAUCCUAAUGAUUUUAACGGGGAAACCGGCUUUCAUGUUUAUAUAUUAAGCGGAUUUCGGUUGAACUAAUCCUUAACAAACUGUUGAACAACAAAAUUGUGUGUUGUAUAUA